AGGGACCUUCAGCAGCUGGAGGACAGCACGCAGCUCCCCCUACUGGCGCACUUCUCGGAGACGGUGGAGGGGUUGACCACCAUACGGGCGUUCAGAUACGAGGCCAGGUUCCAGCAGAAACUUCUAGAACUCACCGACUCCAACAACAUUGCGUCCCUUUUCCUGACCGCAGCCAAUCGCUGGCUAGAAGUGCGCAUGGUGAGUGCGGCUGGGCACUUACUGUACGCAGAUGGGAGGGGGGAGGAGUAUCUGUGUCCAAUCACAUCUUCCCUUUCUUCACAUAUUCCUCCAUGGGCCGGACACAAGACAUCCCAGCUGAGUCUCCUCAGGGGUGGUCACAUAAUGGACUUCCCAGCAGUUGUACUUCAGGUCCAAUCACACAGUAGUAAACCCAGUAGAUGUUCCUCAGGGUGGGUCAAACACAGACAUCUGGUGGAUAUGCCACGGUCCAGUCACACAAUGGACAUCCCAAUGGAUGUUACUCCCAGUGGACAUUCCCCACAAGACAGAUUCCACCUG
Molecule: messenger RNA, 519 nt
Organism: Staurois parvus
Lineage: Eukaryota; Metazoa; Chordata; Amphibia; Anura; Ranidae
Source: the annotation of a GenBank genome assembly